AUGCUGGAGCGCAGACGUCUCUCCAACGCACUAUUUCAGGUGGCUGAUCUAAGGAGCGAGAUUGGAAUUUCGGCCAUAAAAGAUCUUUAUGGUCUUUUAAAGAACGAUUGCCAAGUUGCGUAUCAGCCAUCUCUGCGGCCAAUUGAUGGCAGAUGCCCCAGGAAGGAAUGCAACGUCGAAAUCGACUCCUGGAAGAAACACAUUCACGAAUGUUUCUUUUCUUACAUAAACAAAUCUGGUUCCCAAACGGAGCUCCAUUGUCCAGAUCCUCUUUGCUCAACAGAGUACGACUCAACAGAGGACUUAUGGUACCACCUACAGGACGCCCACAGCUAUCCCUCUCCAAAGGCUGGUUGCCGGUUGAAAACUGAAAAGGAUCCAUUCAUGAGGGAUUAUGCGGCGCCAAAUCCUCACCAGCCAAAGCGUCGUCGAAUUCGUGAAAUCAGCACCGAUGUGAUUAAGGAAGACCCUUUUGAAACUCAGUCUGAAACGAUUUGCACCACGCCGUCUACUCUUAGCAUUCUUUCAACAAGUUGCGAUUCUUUUGAUGCGAGCACCCCUGUGCCCCCAAUUUCCGAAGAUGGUUCACACUACGCGGCAAAACAAAAAUUUCUGCAACUGGAAACAAGCGCCCUUACUGCUCUCGCAGAGUCUAACAGUAUUUCUGGGAACUUCAAAGUUGUCAACACCGGAUUGAACAUUAACUCCAUCACUUCUAUGGAGGAAACAGGGUGCUCGUCAAGCAACAAUAAUACAUCGCACCUCGAUCCUUCUUCAAACUCUAAGAUCUGCGAGCCUGUCAAGAUUCUCGGAUUCGCUGUAGAAUUGGCGGAUCCAGAUCUUCUUGGGGUGACGACGAGCCAUAACCUAUUUCCAGAUAAGGUACCUUUGCAAACAAAGAGCCAGCCAAUGGCAAUCGAUGAAGAACAAGACAUAUGGGAGGCCGAGAAACUGCUUGCAAAACGUCGUCGUGGCCGGGAGAUUCAAUAUCUUGUCAAGUGGAAAGGUUUCCCAGAUGAUGACAAUACUUGGGAACCAACGAAGAACAUUUUUGACAAGCAUCUCAUCAAGAGCUUCAAUUCUAGCAGGAGAUGACAUUGGAGGCCGAUAGCUUAAAAUCAGACCACAG
Molecule: messenger RNA, 1129 nt
Organism: Pyricularia oryzae 70-15
Lineage: Eukaryota; Fungi; Ascomycota; Sordariomycetes; Magnaporthales; Pyriculariaceae
Exons: 3
Coding region: 1-1095 (364 amino acids)
Biological process (GO): negative regulation of transcription by RNA polymerase II; chromatin organization
Cellular component (GO): pericentric heterochromatin
Molecular function (GO): chromatin binding
Source: RefSeq, a predicted model, not a curated record